AUGGUGGCUCACUCUAGAAUUCUCCUCUCUAAGUGUUCCCAGUUCCGUAGAGAAGGAGAAUUUAUCGACAUACGUUUGAAAGUGGGUGAUACACUUUUCCCAGCUCACCGAGUUGUACUCGCUUCGUAUAGCGAUUAUUUCCACUCCAUAUUUACUGAUGGGAAAGAAACAAACCAGGAAGUGAUCGAAAUGAAAGAUAAAAGCAUUUCACCAGAGAUAUUCAAGAUUGUUAUGGACUCCAUCUACACUGGUGAUCUUCAUGUCAACCAGAAGAGCGUAUUUGAGGUUCUUCUUGCUGCUAGUCAGCUUCAAAUCGCAAGUGUUGUUCAACUGUGUUGUGAUUUCGUGAAGAAAGAAUUCAUAGAAAACAGAAUUGACCUGAAGAACUACUCCGUGCUGUGUACAGUCGCCGUAAGACUCGGUCUGAGAGAUCUGCAAGAGGCAGCAGAGGCCAAGAUGGCAUCCAUGUACAAAGAUGUUUGCGAAACUAAAGAAUUCCUGACUCACAUCAGUGCAGAUCAACUACUCAGCCUUCUUGGUCGAGAUGACCUCAAUUCACCCUCUGAAGCUUUCGUCUUCAAAUCAGUGGUGAAGUGGAUCAAAUACAAAGGAGAAGAGAGGAUGCCAGUCGCUGGAAAACUUAUUGGAGCUGUGCGUCUGGGGCUGGUAGAUGUGAAGAUUGUGAUUGAAGAGUUAAAAACAGAAGAAAUGCAGCGAUUUCCAGAGGUAAACAUGCAUCUGCAAGAAUCCAUGAUGCAUCACAUCAUGCCUUCUCAUGAAUUCGCCGCUGAGAAAGUUAAACCUCGAUCAAUGAGUCCGGUGAGUGAAAAACUAAGCUCUUUAACUGCUUCCUUUAUCUACAACAUUAACGCAGCUUUAUUUGAGACCUCACUUGUCUCAUCACAAUACACUGAGUUUCAGGACAACUAGCUUCCAGUUUUGAAAUUUCUGGAGCGUCAUUUGCAUGUUAAUUCGUUGUCCUAAUUCUAUCAGCGACAGAGUUCGAUGAUUUUCAUUGAGAAUCGGUCAAUUAGUCAGUCCGCCAUUUGAUCAAGAAAGCAAGUUUUUAUCUAUGCACGGGGUAUCUAUAAUGAUUUACAAUAACCCAGAGACUGCAUGUCGUGCUGUCCGUACCGUGAUCGAUUAAGAUCACUUCAAUAAAAAUAUACGUGCGCAACAAAUUAACCAUCUACUCUAGUAUACUUUUGGAGUCUUAAAUCGAAUACUUCCUUCGCGAAAAAAUUCGAGAAUGUCAGCUGAAGAGAAGAAUUUUCAAAUGAUUGUCUCUUGUUUAAGGUGCUCGUUGCCAUUCAUCCUGUGCGAUGUACUUCAAUAUUUCCCCAGGCAUCACAACGUGCAGCGAGCAUCAAGGACGGUUCGUAUAAUCGCAGGUCAGUGCAGAGUAUAGCUUACUACUUUGAUGUCGAAGCGAAGCUAUGGGCACCUUUGCCAUUUGUAGCACAAUCAGAUGAAGAAACUAGCUGGUACUUUUGUGCUGAACGCAGUGGAAACUAUUUAUUUGUAGCUAGACAGAAGCAUAACAAUGUUAAUUCCAUAGAGCGAUAUGAUGUGGUAAAUAACUCAUGGGUCGAAUUACCAGAGUACGUAAACAAUCACAAAGUUGACUGCUUGUGUUCCGUUGGUGACUAUCUUUACGCCAUUAGUGAGUCAAAUCCUCCUCAAAGGUACAGUUUGACAAAUAACAGUUGGCAAGGUGGAGUAAGAUUAGAAGUAGAAGAAAGGUGUGAGAAGUUCAGUACUGUAUCAGCAACAGUGAUGAACUCUAAAAUAUAUGUAAUUCACGGUUAUCAAAGAAAUGAAAGUGGAUUUACUAACGCCCUUUGGGUCGAUGAACCAGCUGUGGUUCAUUGUUUUGACCCCAAAUAUAAUUUGUGGAAAAAACUCGCGUCAACCUGCCAUCUUCAUUUUAAAUCCAGUCUUUUGGUUGUCAAUAACAGACUAUGUGUGGCGGGGGGUUGGGAAAAUGGUUGGAGCAUUCGUAAACCUGCACCUGUGGAAGUGUACGAUGAAGCUACUAACACCUGGUCUGUAAUGCCUCAGAAACAUAUUCCCCCAAACAACUUGGGUGCAGUUGAAAUAGAGGGGAGGGUGUAUUUCAUCAUCAACAAAUUUCCAGUUGACAGUGGGAUAAGAAUUCCACCUGAGGAAAUGUAUCAAGUUGACUUAAGUGGUUGGGCAGAUCUAGCUAAAGUCGAAAGAGGAACGGUUUUAUGUUAUUUGCCUGUCAACAUGGCAAACUUGAGCAGAGGAAAAAUUUCAGAUCAAGGAUGA
Molecule: messenger RNA, 2292 nt
Organism: Pocillopora meandrina
Lineage: Eukaryota; Metazoa; Cnidaria; Anthozoa; Scleractinia; Pocilloporidae
Source: the annotation of a GenBank genome assembly